AUGGCUGAAGCUGGCUCUAAUUCAGAUGACUCAAAGGAAAUAGAAAAAUCAACCAGUCAUGAAAAAACAAAUACAGAAUGUGAAGAGGCGAUGCGGAAAUUUAUUGAAAUUACGGAGACCAAUGAAGCAUGCGCUCAUUUCUUCUUGCAGGAUUUCAACUGGGAACUCAAGGCAACAGACGAUAUCACUGAUUCUGUAACACUGAAGACUACCCACAACUCCGAUCCAAAUACUCCAGUCAGAAAUUUUGUACUUUCUGUCAUGUCGUGGAAUAUUGAUGGUAUUGAUGACAAAAAUCUUUCUUCUCGUUUCAUUGCUAUUUGCUACACUAUAUCGAACACCGCUCCUGAUGUUGUUUUCUUGCAAGAAAUGACAUCAAAUUUGGUAACUCAAAUUAAGAAGAAUUUGGGUGGCGAAUAUAGUAUAUUAGUAGCAAGUCCAGAUCAGCCAUAUUUCACGGUUGUUCUUCUAAAACCGUUUAUCAAUUUGGUUUAUCAUAAAGUUAUCCCAUACCCUACAACGAAUAUGGGACGAGCAAUGCAACUUGUUGAGGCUUCUAUUUCUGGACAUAGAGUGAUACUGUUGAAUACUCAUUUGGAAAGCACUAAAAAUGCUUUUGAAGCAAGAAUUUCUCAAAUUAACACAUGUUUCAAAGAAUUACAACAAUUGGAUGAUGGCAGAACUGUUAUGAUUUUUGGUGGUGACCUAAAUAUUCGGGAUGCAGAGAUGCCUACACUUCCAUCGGGGUUCAGUGAUGCAUGGAUUGAAGCCGGGUCAAAUAAAACGUACAAGUUUACUUGGGACACCCUUUUGAAUGACAACAAAUUUUCUGGCUCAGCUCGUCAUCGCUUUGAUCGUAUUAUCUUCAAAAGUGGUGGUGCGUUUUCGAACGUGAAUUUUUCCUUUGAGGGACAGCGUAGAAUCCGGAGCUCUUUAUGUUUUCCAAGUGACCAUUGGGCUAUUCUCACCCACUUUUAUUAA
This is a messenger RNA of Thelazia callipaeda (thelaziosis nematode), 981 nucleotides long. The record is from the annotation of a GenBank genome assembly. NCBI's taxonomy places the organism in Eukaryota, Metazoa, Nematoda, Chromadorea, Rhabditida, Thelaziidae.